This is a messenger RNA of Linum trigynum, 5752 nucleotides long. NCBI's taxonomy places the organism in Eukaryota, Viridiplantae, Streptophyta, Magnoliopsida, Malpighiales, Linaceae. The record is from the annotation of a GenBank genome assembly.
ACUUAACAUAACAAAUAACAAACAAAUAGUGACCAAUCAUAUGCUAAUAGGUGCUUAUAGAGGCAAGAAGCUUGUGCUACCUACCAAGGAGAAGGAAGGAGCAACAAUUGGCGAGUUUCGACUUUAUUUCCCACUAUAGCAGCGGUGCGGUGUGAAGGCGAGAAGAGUGAUCGAUGACUUUCUCCUGCGGCGACAGAGAGCAGCAAAUGGGGCGAGAGCUAGGGCGGUAGGCGACAGCAGAUGUUACUUCCCGUGUUUCAGAUUUUCUAGGGCAAGAGGCAAGUUUCUGAUUUUCUAAGUCAAAACGAAGAGUAUUGGGUUUAACCGCCUAAGCUCGCCCAGGAACGCCCAGACAUGCCUUCUCUCCACUAGGCGCAAACUAAGCGCUACCAGCGCCUUUUACAACGCCUAUGGUCAAGUUAAGGCGAUCCUCCACCGCCUGGCGCCUAAUUGAGCCUAGGCUCGCCUUCUUCAACCCUGGAAAAUAUUAACCCAAAAUUAAAAACCUACAGAGUUGAGCAUUUUCUUUCUUGGGCUGAAGCCCAGCUCUUAAGGACGACGCGGAGCCCAGUCCAUACCAAAAUUGGCGCGAACACUUCCCGCCAACAACCUCUUCGGCGGUACUACUAGGGCCGCUGGGACUGGUACACUGGACUGCAAAUCUGCGAUUUAGGAACUGUUCUUACCGCCGGGAGCAAACCCUUGGGACACUCUCACUCUCCGAAGCGCGGAACAGAGUACAGCUGCAAGGUGGAAAAUGGCGUCGCCGACUCCAAAUUCUGAAAACCAGCCAUCUACUCCGGAUUCCCCGACUUCGGCAGGCUUCAAUACAGAUCAACUCCCUCACCAUACCAGCCAAAACAAUACCGACGACGACGAGGCCUCCGUUGAUCCCCAAAUCAUUCCCGAUGAGCCGGAAGAGCUCGCGGAGGAUGAGGAGGAGGAGGAAGGAGAGGACCUCUACCACGACGAUUUCUUGGAUGACUACCGGAGAAUGGAAGAGAACGACCAGUACGAGUCAGUUGGACUGGACGACUCGUUAGAGGACGAAAGGGAUAUGGAUCAGAUCGUGCACGAUCGAAGGGCUGCUGAGAUAGAACUCGAUGCUCGUGAGGGCCGAAUGACGAACCGGAAGCUUCCUCAGCUUCUCCAUGACCUUGACGAUGACAAUUACAGGCCUUCAAAGAGGUCUCGAGCUGAUUUCAGGCCUCCAAAUGAGCCACACAGUUAUGAUGACACCGAUGGUAUGCAAAGCUCUCCAGGAAGGUCCCAGCGCGGACAUUCAAGAGAUGAUGUUCCCCUGACUGAUCAAACUGAUGAUUAUCCUUAUGAGGAUGAAGAUGGUGACGAAGGGGAGUUUGAGAUGUACCGUGUCCAAGGAACUUUGAGGGAGUGGGUUACCAGAGAUGAGAUUCGCCGUUUCAUAGCCAGGAAGUUCAAGGAGUUCUUACUCACCUAUGUUAAUCCGAAGAGUGGGCAAGGAGAUUUCGAGUAUGUGCGGCUGAUAAAUGAGAUGGCGUUAGCAAAUAAGUGUAGCUUGGAGAUUGACUACAAGCAGUUCAUCUACGUUCACCCAAACAUUGCCAUCUGGCUUGCUGAUGCACCCCAAUCAGUCCUGGAGGUCAUGGAAGAGGUUGCCAAGAGUGUGGUCUUUGACUUGCAUCCAAAGUACAAAAACAUUCAUCAGAAAAUCUAUGUCCGAGUUACCAACUUGCCAGUCUAUGAUCAGAUCCGGAACAUUAGGCAGAUACAUUUAAACACCAUGAUUCGCAUUGGGGGAGUUGUGACUAGACGUUCAGGAGUUUUCCCCCAGUUGCAACAAGUAAAGUAUGAUUGCAACAAAUGUGGGGCAGUAUUGGGACCUUUCUUUCAGAACUCAUAUUCAGAAGUCAAAGUUGGUUCUUGUCCUGAAUGCCAAUCAAAAGGACCAUUCACUGUCAAUAUUGAACAGACUAUAUAUAGGAAUUACCAGAAACUCACCCUUCAAGAAAGCCCAGGAAUUGUGCCAGCAGGCCGGCUUCCUAGACACAAGGAAGUGAUACUGCUGAAUGAUUUGAUUGAUUGUGCCCGCCCUGGUGAAGAGAUUGAAGUGACAGGAGUAUACACGAACAACUUUGACCUAUCUUUGAAUACAAAGAAUGGAUUUCCCGUCUUUGCCACAUUAAUUGAGGCCAAUUACGUUACAAAGAAGCAGGACCUCUUUUCUUCAUACAAACUUACCCAAGAGGACAAAGAAGAAAUUGAGAAGUUGGCUAAAGAUCCAAGGAUAGGAGAAAGGAUUGUUAAGUCCAUUGCUCCAUCUAUAUAUGGCCAUGAGGAUGUCAAAGCUGGGAUCGCGCUUGCAAUGUUCGGAGGGCAGGAGAAAAAUGUGGAAGGGAAACAUCGUCUACGUGGCGACAUCAAUGUACUUCUGCUGGGUGAUCCAGGCACUGCAAAGUCUCAGUUUCUGAAGUAUGUGGAGAAGACGGGGCAGAGGGCUGUCUAUACGACUGGUAAAGGAGCUUCUGCAGUAGGUCUCACAGCAGCAGUCCACAAAGAUCCAGUGACGAGAGAGUGGACCCUUGAAGGAGGUGCCCUUGUUUUAGCUGAUAAAGGUAUCUGCCUCAUUGAUGAAUUUGACAAGAUGAAUGACCAAGACAGGGUGAGCAUACACGAGGCAAUGGAGCAACAGAGUAUUAGCAUAUCAAAAGCUGGGAUUGUUACAUCUCUUCAAGCUCGAUGUUCUGUGAUUGCUGCUGCAAAUCCUAUAGGGGGAAGGUAUGAUUCAUCAAAGACAUUUGGGCAAAAUGUUGAGUUGACAGAUCCCAUUGUUUCUCGUUUUGACAUCCUAUGUGUCGUCAAGGAUAUUGUGGAUCCUGUAGCAGAUGAGAUGCUUGCAAAAUUUGUUGUAGAUAGUCAUUUCAAGUCGCAACCUAAGGGUGCUGCUAUGGAUGACCGGUCCAUGAACGAGUCCCAAGAGGACAACCAAGCCACUUCUGUGCCCACUGAUCCAGAGAUUCUUCCUCAAGAUUUGCUGAAGAAAUACAUAUCCUAUGCAAAGCUUAACAUCUUCCCUAGGCUGCACGACUCUGAUAUGGAAAAGCUAACCCAAGUGUAUGCUGAACUCCGGAAGGAAUCUUCGCACGGGCAAGGAGUCCCCAUAGCUGUAAGGCAUAUUGAAUCUAUGAUUAGGAUGUCCGAAGCACAUGCCAGAAUGCAUCUCAGACAGUACGUGACAGAAGAAGAUGUGGACAUGGCAAUAAGAGUUCUUCUGAAUUCAUUCAUAUCAACUCAAAAGUACGGAGUGCAGAGGGCUUUGCAGAAGAGUUUCAGAAAGUACAUCACAUACAAGAUGGAUUACAACAGAAUGCUUUUCAAUCUUCUAAGGGAGCUGGUGAGCAAAGCUCUGCGCUUUGAGGAGAUUGUUUCUGGUUCAACCUCGAGGCUUAGCCAUAUUGAUGUGAAGAGGCAGGAUCUCCAGAGCAUGGCCGAAGAACGGGGGAUUACAGAUUUGGAACCUUUCUUUUCCAGCAAUGACUUUUCAGCGGCCAAUUUUGAGCUGGUGGAAGAGCGUCAGUUGAUAAGGCAUCGCCUUCCAAGGCAGUCGCAAUAGUUUGGUUGCAGAUUUGUAAUACUAGUACUAUAGUGUGUACCCAUUGGCUGGCUCCUCCCGCAGCAAAUCGAGCUAUAUUUAUUUAGUGCUUUAUUGUGACACUUUUGUCAGACGUAUCCUGUAUUUUUCAUCUAGUUAUUAGUUAUUAUUAUUAGAUCUUUAAAUUACUAUUAAAUAGUUAUUAUUAUUAGAUUUUUAAAAGGACAAGUAAUGAAAUUACUAUUCCUUACAGUCAAAUUAGAUCCUUAAAAGAACAAGUAAUGAAAUUACUAUUCCUUAAUUUUUUUUAUUUAUUUAUACUAUUCCUUAAUUAGUAGUUAUUAGAAAAUGACAAGCAAUUAUUAUUAUUAGUUAUUAUUAUUAUUAGUUAUUAUUAGAAUUAUUAAGUCCCAAGUUUGCACAAAUUUCGGGUACUGUUCAUUAAGAAAUUUUCGGAGGUCACUGUUCAGCAAGGGAUUUUGGAAUCUGUUGCAGCUGUUUUUAAAUGAGCCCGAGUUCAUCAGGUUGGGUAGGGCAAGUGUGGCCAUUGGGCUUACAUACAAACAACCACACCCAGCCAAUACCACUAUUUCACUAAAAAAAACUAAUACCCUUCUCUUUUUCUGUGCGUCCCCCUCUCUCCUCUUCUUUUCCCCAUUCACUCUCUUUCCCUAUUGUGAAAAAAAACCCAGAAAAAGAUUUGUUUCCUCUUCAGAGGGAAGAGAUCAUUGAAAUACCAGGUUGAAUGCGAUUGAAGUCGCAGUUGUUGAGUCCGGCCGUGUGUGAUACUUCUCAAAUGAUAUAGCACUAUGGCAGAUUAGACGACUUAGAGAAAGAGGAACCAGGAUAUCAUGGCUCGGGUUAUCAGAUCCAAACAAAGGAUAGAUUUUAGAGGCGUUCGAUCUCAGGGGUCUGCAAGGAAAAGGUUGCGUCGAUGGAGGAUGUGGAAAAUAAAGGCGAUAGCAUAAUUUUGGAUGGUCUGUAAAGGAGGAGGAAAGGUGAGCUUGGAUUUGCUUUCGGAAGGGCUAGGGUGUUCUUCUCGCUCCAUCUUCUGCAACACUGAGAUAUUACUUCAAAAGGAGAAAUACUCGGAGGUCAGUGUUGUUUCAUGUAUUGAGUUUUGGUGUUUGAUGUGCAUUGACUUGGGUAUUCACGACUUCUAUUGAAAUAUCAUAACUUGAAUAGGGCAUGAUAUUGCAUUUGUUCUUGACUAUCGACCUUUCAAAAACUAGACAACCGUUUCUUUCUGACAGAGCAAGACCAAAAUUGGGUUUUCCAUAACUUCUCUGCCAUAGUUCUCUUAAAUUACUAUGCAUAAGUAAUUUGAAUUGGUUUCCCUAUAAAAGUGCGUUGUUGUAUGCUACUCUUUCUAUCCUUUGACUUGCUUUAUCAAAAUUGUCUUUCUUUACAAUGAUUCUCCAACUGUCUUGACUAAAUGCACUUUCACUCAAUUAUAUAGGAAGUUUAGUGUCAAUCUAAGCUUUUGAAGGAUCAAGGACACAACAUCCAUUUAGGAUCGGCAACUCUACUUCAUUAACCAGGCUGUUGGGAAAAGGGUAAUUUGCAGAACCAAAGGAUUAAAGUUCCUCCCUGUCAAGGUUUUGUUGAAAGCUCAUACGUUCAGUACAUAUGUUUUUGAUUUAUGAUGCUAUUAUGCACUCUGCCUACCCUACCCUCCAUUCCUGUCAUUGUGUAGAUUAUUUAUUUCAUAGAUCACUGCAGAUCAAUGUCACCAGAAUGUGAUGGUCAUGUUUGUUUCAAUUAGUAGUAAUCAUAGAUCAUUAUUUAAGAUGAGUAUUAACGCUCCAAUGUGUUGGCCCCAUGUUACUUACUUUAGAUAUAUUGGUCCUCCAAUUCUCUUUGUUGUUUAUGAAUCAGUGGUCUUUUUGUUCUUGGUUGCAACUACACGAUGUGAAUCUGUACUAUUUAAGUUCAUUGUCAAGCUGACUUUUUACUACUCCUAUUGCUUUGUGUCAUCGUUCUCGCAAACUGUUUUGCUUUGCCAUGGUUGCUUUUUAACAUUGCACCUCUCUAUUAGAGGCUGAUGUAUUAUGCAAGAUUUCAGUCAUCUACUGUUUAUACACCUUGGAAGUUCGUUGACAAUGAUAUAACUGAUAUCUAUUUCCUUGCCUUCUGUAUAAUCUUUAGAGUUGUGACAAACAGUAAAGAUGCAAUUCCUGC